GGCCCGCGGCGGCGGCGGCGCUGACAGCCCGCCCGGAGCCCCGGGGGCGGCCGCGGCCACCAUGUCGUCCCCCAGCCCGGGCAAGAGGCGGAUGGACACCGACGUGGUCAAGCUGAUCGAGAGCAAACACGAAGUCACAAUCUUAGGAGGACUCAACGAAUUUGUCGUGAAGUUUUAUGGACCACAAGGAACACCGUAUGAAGGUGGAGUAUGGAAAGUUAGAGUCGACCUUCCCGACAAAUACCCCUUCAAAUCCCCAUCUAUAGGAUUCAUGAAUAAAAUCUUCCAUCCCAACAUUGACGAAGCGUCAGGAACUGUAUGUCUAGAUGUAAUCAAUCAAACCUGGACAGCUCUCUACGAUCUCACCAAUAUAUUUGAGUCGUUCCUGCCCCAGCUGCUGGCUUAUCCCAAUCCCAUAGAUCCUCUAAAUGGUGACGCUGCAGCCAUGUACCUCCACCGACCAGAAGAGUACAAACAGAAAAUUAAAGAAUACAUCCAGAAAUAUGCAACAGAAGAAGCACUAAAAGAACAGGAAGAAGGCACCGGGGACAGCUCAUCCGAGAGCUCCAUGUCCGAUUUCUCCGAAGAUGAGGCUCAGGACAUGGAGUUGUAGUAGAGGAGGCCACCUGCUUUUCAGAGAGACUCUAAUUUCCUAACCAUGAGAAGCAGACUAUAAUAUUCAUAUUUAAACAAAGCAAUUUUUUUUAUUACUAAACAAGGUUUUUAUGAAUUAUAGCAUCGAGAUAUAUAUAUAUAUAUAUUUAUUUAUAUAUAGAUAUUUAUAUAUAAAUACGUAUAUAUAUAUAUAUAUAUCAAUAUAUAUAUAUAUAUAUCACCCUUUAGGUCUUGAUUUUCUCGGUCAUUUCCCGAUUCCCAAGGUGCAUUUAGAGCAUUCCCAACAUUCCAUUCUGGUAGCAAUAUGCAGCCCGGAUGCAUGCGUUGAGAUUUUCCAUUUGGCCGAGUCAACUUUGGUGUGCUACCCAACAGCUGCCCUGGGAGGGAGGGAAUUAGCAAAAAAAAAACCAAAAAAAAAAACCCCAAAAAUCCAAACAACAGACAGAAAAAAAAAUUAAGAAAAAAAAAAAAAAAGAGGGAUUUGCUGUCGGAUCGAGGUUUCCACCUGAGAUUUUUGGCGUUUCCUCCAAGCCUAAAACCUCGAGGGGAUGGCGUAAGGAUGGAAGGGGCUCCUCCAGGCUGUGUUUAAAGAACAAAAAAAGAGGGAUUUCACCCCAAAAAAACCCACCCAAAUCCAAAGUUGUGGAGCUGCUGGGAGCGCUGAAGACGACUGGCUGGGACUGGCUGCGGGGACGGAGCCACCGGUGGAUUCCCGGGAUUUUGGAGAAGGUUUGGAUGCUGUGGAUGCCCUCUCUGGGAUUUUGGAGAAGGUUUGGAUGCUGUGGAUGCCCUCUCUGGGAUUUUGGAGAAGGUUUGGAUGCUGUGGAUGCCCUCUCUGGGAUUUUGGAGAAGGUUUGGAUGCUGCUCCUGGAGCUGGGACUGCCCGGAGCACAUGGAGCUCCAGCCCUGCCCCGGAAUGGCUUCCAGCUGGAUUUAUUCUUUUGGAUUUUUUCCUUCUUUUCUUUAAUCCCUCUCUCGCUGGAGAUCUGCUUCGGACACCUGACAAACUCUGGCUGUGUCCUGGGAAUUCUCCUCUGAGCGGAUGGAUUGGCCUUGCUGAGCUUCAGAUCCACGGAAUUGUCCCGCCGGCCGAACUCCACGAAUCCAUCAGCACCAAUUUUCAUUUGCCUUUUUUGGUUUUUUGGGUUUUUUUUUUUUUUCCUUUUUUAAAUCUUUCUUUCCUCCCCUUUCUGCACCAGCUUGGUUCCCAUCUGCUUGUGUGUGUACAACGGGAUAAAAAUUCCUUAAGAUUUAACAAAGAAUAUGA
Messenger RNA from Lonchura striata (white-rumped munia), 1882 nucleotides. The record is from RefSeq and is a predicted model, not a curated record. NCBI's taxonomy places the organism in Eukaryota, Metazoa, Chordata, Aves, Passeriformes, Estrildidae.